AUGGCACCGUCAGUGAAGUCGGCAGAGAGAGAGAGGCAGAGAAGGGCGCUGAACACUGAACAGGACCAGACCGACAGAGCAGUCCAGAAGAAACGGCAUAAGAACACAAGCCAACGGCCAACAGCUAACAGUCAAGUCACCGCUCAGAAGGCCAGCACACUGGGACGAGCUCCAGUCACACUGGGUACGCCUGAAACUGCCCAUAGCAUCUCUCACAGUCUCCGCCACGCCCUUGCUAACUUGUCUGAAAUUGAGGCAAGUGAAUGCAGGGACAUUUUUGAUCAGUUGACUCUCACAAAGGAUCAGUUGACUCUCACACGGGAUCAGUUGACUCUCACACAGGAUCAGUUGACUCUCACACAGGAUCAGUUGACUCUCACGGGAUCAGUUGACUCUCACAAAGGAUCAGAACAGUUGGCUCUCUCACAGGAUAAGUUGGCUCUCUCACAGGAUCAGUUGGCUCUCUCACAGGAUCAGUUGACGCUCACACAGGAUCAGUUGACUCUCACACAGGAUCAGUUGACUCUCUCACAGGAUCAGCUGACUCUCACGGGAUCAGUUGACUCUCACACGGGAUCAGUUGACUCUCACACAGGAUCAGAACAGUUGGCUCUCUCACAGGAUAAGUUGGCUCUCUCACAGGAUCAGUUGGCUCUCUCACAGGAUCAGUUGACGCUCACACAGGAUCAGUUGACUCUCACACAGGAUCAGUUGACUCUCUCACAGGAUCAGCUGACUCUCACGGGAUCAGUUGACUCUCACACGGGAUCAGUUGACUCUCACAAAGGAUCAGAACAGUUGGCUCUCUCACAGGAUAAGUUGGUUCUCUCACAGGAUCAGUUGGCUCUCUCACAGGAUCAGUUGACGCUCACACAGGAUCAGUUGACUCUCACACAGGAUCAGUUGACUCUCUCACAGGAUCAGCUGACUCUCACGGGAUCAGUUGACUCUCACACGGGAUCAGUUGACUCUCACACAGGAUCAGAACAGUUGGCUCUCUCACAGGAUAAGUUGGCUCUCUCACAGGAUCAGUUGGCUCUCUCACAGGAUCAGUUGACGCUCACACAGGAUCAGUUGACUCUCACACAGGAUCAGUUGACUCUCUCACAGGAUCAGCUGACUCUCACGGGAUCAAUUGACUCUCACACGGGAUCAGUUGACUCUCACACAGGAUCAGAUCAGUUCACUCUCUCACGGGAUCAGUUGACUCUGUCACGGGAUCAGCUGACUCUCACACAGGAUCAGUUGACUCUCACACGGAAUCAGUUGACUCUCACACAGGAUCAGCUGACGCUAAAACGGGCUCGGUUGACUCUCACACGGGAUCAGUUGACUCUCAACCAGGAUCAGUUGACUCUCACAGGAACAGUUGACUCUCACACGGGAUCAGUUGAUUCACACAGGAUCAGUUGA
Messenger RNA from Haliotis rufescens (red abalone), 1413 nucleotides. RefSeq lists its product as uncharacterized. Bases 1 to 1413 code for a protein of 470 amino acids. Lineage: Eukaryota; Metazoa; Mollusca; Gastropoda; Lepetellida; Haliotidae. The record is from RefSeq and is a predicted model, not a curated record. The transcript is spliced from 9 exons.